UUGGAUCGGUGACAUAAUGGUUAGACACAUUUAGACAAAAGGUUAACUUUCCACAUUUAUUAGAUUCUGAAUCGCAACUCCGUAUUGCAUUGUAGAAACACAAUUUAAACUGGGAAAUAGGGCUUUGUCGCCUUGUUAUACGUUUUCUGUGGGCGUAGCUCCCUCUGCUGUAUGAAGAGACAAUCAUAACAAGAAACACGUCUCGAUUUAAUUACAAUUUCAGAAAAUAUACAUAAGAUUUGGAUUUCAAUGACUACCAUUUCAUUGUGCAGUCAGAGCUAGUUUAAGGAUAUAUUAAAUAUAUUUAUCUAUAGACAUUCUCUGGUGUAGUUUAGUCAUAGAGUUAGUGCACAGUUAUUUUCACCAUUGUUGCCUAGAGGUCGCUGUCACGUUGCAUCAUCUUAGUUCCGGUGUGAGAAAACGUCAUGAUUUCGCGCACGCGUAAGGAAGGGGGAACGGGGAACUGAAUUCUCCGGAACAUCGGGAACGUGAGUGAAGUGCGCGUAGCUUUGGAGCUGUUGGGACCAUAGACAUAAUGGUUGGGACAGUGUUGCUUAUAUUCUUUGCUGAAUAAUCAAGUUGUUAUCGAAUUUAUAGCAUUUAAGGUAGGUCAUUUACAUCAGCAAGGACACGUUAUAAAUAACUGGAAUGGGACUACAGGUUUUGCUAUAUUGGCCUAACAUUAUCGGUUAUGUUCGAGUUGCCCUUAUAUUUGCUGCUGCAACCGUCCCCGACCAACCAUCUGUUUUCCUCGUCCUCUACUCAACCUCUGUCAUUCUAGAUGGUUUUGAUGGUUGGGUUGCUAGGAGGCUUGGACAGAUCUCCAGUUUUGGAGCCUGGUUGGACGUAGUUGUAGAUAAUCUUGGCAGGGGGAUGUUGUGGACUAUGGUUUUUAAGUGUGGUUGGCUGGUGUCUACAGUCGAGUGGUGUGUGCUUGUAUGUAACCACAACUCCAGAGGUGCCCAUUGGAAGAGCAGCUUCACAGACAGCCCAAGUUGGAUACAGGCCAUCAUGGCAAACGGCUUUUGGACACCCCUUGGAAUGUGGGUGAUUGGAGGUGUUCAUGGCCUACCCCUGUGGCUCUAUGGUCUUCAGUGGGGGGUACUUUCCUACUCCCUCUGUUUUCCUCCCUGGCUCCAGGCUUUUGGGACAGUGUUCCUGACUCUGGGAAGGCUCUUGGGUCUGUCCGUGGAGGUACUACACUGCUGCAUGCUGGGAUUAGAAAGAUGCUUGUCUGAAAAAAAACACUCACACAUCAUCUUGCUGGUCGUGUUUGGCCUUAUGGCAACUUUGUAAUCUUUCUAUCUUUCUUAGAUGUGGAGUAUAUGGUCUCACAUAAUGUACCUUACCAAAGAUGAGGCGAAGGAGAAAAAGGAGUGAAAGGGAUUGAGGCUGUCAACCCUAAGACUGACCCUACAGGUCAACUACACAGACACUAUUCUACCUUCAGGGUCCUAGUGGACAUUAUGCUGCUAUAUAUUCACUCAGAAGUUAAAUUAGCCAGGCCUUUCUUGUGAAUGCAAAGGGUUACUCGAUAUUUAACUUCUAGACACAUGGUGUUUUGCUCCUAUGGAUUUUUUACUUCGGGAGUACUUAUGAUAAAAUGUACUCAUGCUGGUAUCCAGUGUUAUAAAUUAUUAUUUAUGUAUAGGAAAGCACAAAGAGAAAACACAAUGCUUAUAGUAUGGUUUGAUAUACAAAAAGAAAGCCUAUGAAGGUGAUGUGAGUCUAAUACCUUACAAUGACCAAAGUGGACUAGUGUAGGGACCUAAAAGCAACAAAACUGCAAAUUAUUUCAUCUAGGGGAAGGACUUUGGUUAAGCAAUGUUUUCGAUGUGCUGAUCAUUUAAUUGUAUUUAUGAAAUCAUAUUGGACCAAUAAAGUUAUGAAGUGCUGAGUGACUUA
Molecule: messenger RNA, 1905 nt
Organism: Hypomesus transpacificus
Lineage: Eukaryota; Metazoa; Chordata; Actinopteri; Osmeriformes; Osmeridae
Exons: 5
Coding region: 649-1296 (215 amino acids)
Biological process (GO): phospholipid biosynthetic process
Cellular component (GO): membrane
Molecular function (GO): phosphotransferase activity, for other substituted phosphate groups
Source: RefSeq, a predicted model, not a curated record